Cladophialophora carrionii CBS 160.54 is the source of this 1743-nucleotide messenger RNA. RefSeq lists its product as uncharacterized. Gene Ontology annotation, molecular function: acid phosphatase activity. Bases 1 to 1743 code for a protein of 580 amino acids. NCBI's taxonomy places the organism in Eukaryota, Fungi, Ascomycota, Eurotiomycetes, Chaetothyriales, Herpotrichiellaceae. The transcript has 4 exons. The record is from RefSeq and is a predicted model, not a curated record.
AUGGUGAGCUCCAAAUUGCUCGUCCUCUCCAGCGGGUUGGCCAGUGCUGCUGUUCUAGACCCGAGACAGGCAACCACUGCCUCUGGCGAGACCACAGCUUCUGCUACAGAGCCAUGGUACUACCAAACCACUCCUGAACUCUUCGCUGGUCCUACAACGACCGGAUUGAUUGCGCCCUUUCUUGCUCAGACGAAUCCUGCGCCGUGGGGUGCAGGGGCAUCAUAUGUCCCCAAUGCGCCUCUGGAGACCAAUGUCCCCAUCCAGGGAAACACCAACAACCAGAGCAUCUUCCAGUUACACGGCCAACUAAGCUCGUACUUUCCCAACCCUAUUGGUUUUGGCUCGAACGAGUAUCCCUUACCGCCGGGGGCAAACAUCUCGACAGUCCAUGUAUUGCACCGGCACGGAUCCCGUUACCCGACUGGAACAUCAUCAGUUGCGAGCUUCGGAAGCAAGAUUCAGAACAUCACAGCUAAUGGAACGGCGAAGUGGACAGGGGAUCUCAGCUUCUUGAACAGCUGGAAGUACAACCUUGGCGCUGAGAUCCUGGUCGCCCGCGGCCGGCAGGAGCUGUUCGAUGCCGGCGUCUUGUUCUAUUACGACUAUGGCGCGCUUUACAACACAUCCACCAAGAUCAUUGCCAGAACGACUACCCAGGACCGAAUGCUGAAGUCGGCCGAGUACUUCAUGGCGGGUUUCUUCGGCCUCGAAUGGACCCAGAAUGCCAGCUUGGUGCCCAUCAUUGAGCAGAACCUUUUCAACAUCACCCUUGCGGGCUACAUGAACUGCAACAACAGCAACAAUUAUCUCUCUACUGGUGGCAACAACGCAUCGGUCAUCUGGGAGAACAUCUACCUUGCUGACGCCACAAAGAGACUCAAGGCUCUAGCUGGUGGCUACAACUGGACAGUGGCGGAUAGCUACAACGCGCAAACGCUCUGUCCAUACGAGCACGUCGCGUUUGGAUAUUCUCAAUGGUGUGACCUAUUCACAUAUGAGGAAUGGCAAGGCUUCGAGUACAGCAUCGACCUACAGUUCAACGGCAACAACGGCUUCGGCUCGCCGACUGGACGGGCUGUCGGUAUUGGCUACGUUGAGGAGUUGUACGCACGCUUGCAAGGCCAUCUGCCUAACGUGCCACCGGGGACGACCCAAAUCAAUACGACAAUGGUAGCAAGUACCGCGACCUUCCCACUGAAUCAAACGUUGUACUUCGACUUCUCCCAUGAUACGAACAUAAUGUCAAUCAUCACAGCUUUUGGCCUAAAGCAGUUUGCUCAGCCACUGGGCCCGACUGGGCCGCCCGCGAACCAGCAGUUGAUUGUGUCGCACACCACACCCUUCGGUGCUCGCAUGGCAAGUGUCUGGGAGAUAAUCCACACUCCUCAACCGCUCAAGGCGAUCCGUCCAACCAGCUCCAACGCCACCGCUUCAGACUAUUACACCAACGGCACCGCAACAACCUAUAUCCACCUCACCAUCUCCCAACGCACUGUUCCGCUUUAUAAAUCCUAUCCACAAUGCGAAGAACGGGACGAUGGGUGGUGCGAGCUUUCCACGAUCCUGCAGAUCUGGGGUGGCCUGCUCGACCAGGCAGAAUACGAUUACAGCUGCAACGGAAAGUAUCCUGCUGUUGCACCCGGCAACAUCACAAACGGGGUGCCGAUCUCCAAGAGAAGUCUCGGCAGACGGUUUGGCUCUGGCCUGGAGUUUUACGAAAGCAGCGAUCGCUGGGUUUUGUAG